AUGGUGUUCGCCUGGAAAACCGCCGGCCUUAGCUACAACCGCUACCUUGCAGUCGCUUCGCGCGUCGUGCGCCGAAGCCUGAAGGAAGACAAGAGAAUCAUUGCCGAGCGACGAGGAGAGUCCGACUUGCGUUUCGCAAAGUGGUCGAACGGCAAGAUGGGCGACGUCAGGAACCUGGCGGAUGCCAACGCCGCUGCCGCCAAGGAGGCCGCUGGUGCCCCGGCUUCAUAA
Messenger RNA from Truncatella angustata, 231 nucleotides. Its product is annotated as mitochondrial ATP synthase epsilon chain-domain-containing protein. NCBI's taxonomy places the organism in Eukaryota, Fungi, Ascomycota, Sordariomycetes, Amphisphaeriales, Sporocadaceae. Gene Ontology annotation, cellular component: mitochondrial inner membrane. Gene Ontology annotation, biological process: proton motive force-driven mitochondrial ATP synthesis. The transcript has 3 exons. The record is from RefSeq and is a predicted model, not a curated record. Gene Ontology annotation, molecular function: proton-transporting ATP synthase activity, rotational mechanism. The coding region runs from base 1 to 231 and encodes 76 amino acids.